AUGUGGCGCUUGCCGAGAAAAGCAUACUUUCAACUCUUCGGCUUCCGCCUUGUAUCUACACCCACUACAGAUAAGCCGCAGUGGGAGAAGUACGAACAACAACAACAACAACAGACUGCGCACCCUAUAAUCUUCAAUGUUCCUGCAUUAUCUCGCGUGGUCGGUCGUGAUGUGGAAAUCCUUUCGCUGUGGCAAAACUUACUGGCAGGUCGUCGCUUUCAAGCCAUUACAGGACCAGAUGGAAUUGGCAAAUCAACAAUAGCAGCGGAAUUCUGCGAUCGUGCUAGACGCAGCGAGCGGUUUACAUGUAUUCACUGGUUUAACGCUAAAGAUGAUCUACAGUCAACUCUGUUGCAGUUUUUUCAAUCCAUGAAAGGUAGGAAGGAAAAGGAUGUCUUGUUAGUAAUUGACGGUGUACAGGAUCCACAAGAGGUGCUUCGUCUCAUACCUGAGCACACAAACGUUUAUACACUCCUUACUACUGUUUCUGAAGUUGAUAGCUCUAAUAAAAUUGGAGUACUUAAAGUUUUACCACUAUCACCUAGUGCUGUGCUAGAGUUUCCACAUGUAUUAGAAGUAGAGGAUGAAUCCUCCCCUGCACGCGAAGUUAUGCAUGCUGUUGGUUAUGUUCCACUCCUUAUGCACAUGGUUUGUUGCCUUAUGGAGAGUGAGACUGUAACACCGAUGAAACUAAAAGAAGAACUUCAUGCUAAAGGUUUUACUGGAGAAGGUAUCUUGAGUAUUUCUUCUUUACUUGAUGUACUUUUAAAUAUUGCGCUUGCAGCACUUGAGCAGGAUUGUCCAGGUGGAAAGGAAUACUUAGCAAAACUUGCUUUAUUUAAUAUUGACAACAUAUCAUACACUCUUGUGGAUUGCCUUCUUGGUGAAGGCGAAGGAGAGGUAUUUGCUGUACAAGCAGCAGGAUUAGGCAUUUGUGAACAGCGAUGGGAUGAGGCAUCACUACGUAUUCAUCCCUCUAUUGCGAAAAUACUCCGCAGUAAAGCCGAUAGUGCGUCUGUGGAAGAGAGUGCAAAGGUAUUACAUUCACUGUGGCCUCGACGCUGGCGUGGUACCGGCAGUAGCAUUGCAAACGAGUUGGUUCUCCACACACGUGCCAUAUGCGAAACUGUAGAUAAACUUCAACUGAAGUAUAGUGAUGAUCUGCUGCAAUGUCUUGAUCGCAGUGCAACCUUUCUUGCGCUUAAUGAAGGCAAGGAGCUUGUAACAGCUGCAGAGUUGUGGUUGCGUGUGGUACGAUCUAAUCAAGAGAAUGGGAAAAAAGAUGCUGAGACUGUACGGCAUGCCAGAGAAUGCGGACGCUUGCUGCACUUUCUCCGGGAUGAUAGAGCUGGUAAAGUAUUACAGUAUGCUUUUAACUUGGCAUGUGCGGUACACGGUGAACAAUCUAUAGAGCGGGCCCUUAUUCUUGGCUGUUACGCACCGUACAUGCACGCCACUGAAGAUGCUGUGUGUCUGUUAAGGGAUGCUGCCGCUUUAUUAGAGAACCGUGUUUCUUCUGUUGAGUCUGUGCUUGGAAAGGAGGAGGAACGCAUGUUGUCUGAGAGUGUCUUUGUGCUGCUUCUGCGAGAAGGACAGAUGCUGCAGGAGUUGGGCAAAGCGGUGCCGGAGGUACUCUGGACGAUGCUGCAACAGCAAGAGGAACGCAUUAAGAAGGGUCGGCAGCUAACACCAUCAAGAAAAUGA
Messenger RNA from Trypanosoma theileri, 1704 nucleotides. RefSeq lists its product as uncharacterized. The transcript has a single exon. Bases 1 to 1704 code for a protein of 567 amino acids. The record is from RefSeq and is a predicted model, not a curated record. NCBI's taxonomy places the organism in Eukaryota, Euglenozoa, Kinetoplastea, Trypanosomatida, Trypanosomatidae.